GCUAGUACUCAUGCAUUGCUGUUUGGUCCUGGAUAUUAAAAGUGCAUGAUUUAUGUUAGUGUGUGGUCAGUAGGUGUAGUUCCCUAGCAGUUCCUGGCUAGGCUGAGACACUUCUUUGAUCAGUGACAAUGGCUUUGGGGUUUUUGUUGGGAGUAUUGGUACUCCUAUCUGUGUGGCCAAGAGUAAGUUGUGCUGAUGUUCUAGGAGUGGCUGUGGAGACUGAAUGUCGGGAUAGAUACCUAUUGGUAACAACCCGCCUAAUUGCUGAGAAUGAACCACGCUUUGAAGCUGUUGAUGCCGAUGGUGUUCAUGCUAUUACAGAGCUGUAUGGUUCAGAGUGUGGCUACAUGUUCAGUAUCCUCCCCCUGCAUGGCCAUGCUGAGCUUCGAGCCUCUUACUACUCCUGUCACACUGACAACCAGGGUGAUGAGGUGUUUGUUUUUAGUUUCAACUUGAUCGCAGCUGAUGAGACUGGUGAGGAGAUGACCUACAGAAUAAAUGAGACCUGCUACCUCCCUCUGCCCUGGUCCCCCAGAGAAAUCCGCUGUGAGGAGAACUACAUGGAGGUGUCGGUGAGGAAUGACAUGUCCUGUGUGUUCAGUAAAACGGAGGACUACUGGAUGGCUGCCCAACUUACGGCCCACCGUGUUGCCACUCCUGCCUGGCAGGUGAUGUUCCAGAAGGAGGGGGAGCAGCAGUUCAGUCCCAUGUCCAUCCCCGAGGCCCGGGUUCUGGGCUAUGUGUUCCACCUCACCCAAGGGAGGCUGGUGUUCCGCUCGCCUUACAGACAACCACACUCGUCUCUCGUCAUGGUGAAUGGCACCAGGGUGGAGCAGGUCCAUCCAAUACUGUUCUCCAGGCAGCGAUGGGUGGUCAUGAUGGUGGAUUUGGUCGUUGCUUGCAGUACUAAUGAUGGAGUCUUUGACGGUGUGGAUCUGAUCUGGGAGACUCCCACUCUACUGUCCUCUCUGGCUUCUGGACUGGCUGGGCUGGACAGCAUGCAGGUCAGCAUGGGGGUGGAUGGCCAGCUCCUGGACAAGGCGACCGCAGCAGGCCGUGGCUACAGCCUGGAGAUCAGUGACGACACCAUCCGUCUCAGCAUCCCCUUUAACGCAGAGGGAGGAUACAGACAUAGCUUUGUGAUGAACAACACGUACCAUGAGGUCUACAUACUCCAUCUCUAUUUUGAACAACUCCUGGUGGAUGAGGGUGGUGUGGAGACCAGAAUCCGCUUCCACAGACCCAUGAGUACACCCCUUCUAUGGCAGGACCCCUCGGUCAUAAACCAGACGGACCUGGCAGAGCGUGUCUUCACGGUGUACCUGGGGAACCUCACAGACAUGGUCAACCUCGUGGCUGUGAAGCUUAACGGCCAUGCCUUCACCGUGCAGGAGGCUAAUGAGAGCAACUACAACAUAACAGCGGUCCACCAGUUGAACAGCACCCUGCACGGCUACAUUCUCAGAGUGCCGUUUGAAGACGUCAUUGUCCACAAACUCUACUCUACAGAGGGGCUCUUCCUCUACAUGUUGUACAUCAACUUCACAUUGGCUGUCCUGCCCCAGGGGGAGCCCUUCUACCACCUGACAUCAAUAGUUGCUCACUUCCAUGAUGUCUUUGCUCCAGUAUUCAGUGCGGUCUGCAACUCCAGGAACAUAAGUUUCCAGAUGGACCACCAGCCAUUUGACUACCUGUGGGAGGCGGCUAUUGGUCCUUACCUUCUGACCCCGAGUCUGGCAUCCAAGCGUGGCUAUGUAAUGCAAAACGAUAGCAAUAGUCUGACCCUGGAAGUGCCCCUUUUCACUGUUGGAUACACCUAUGAGGAUAUCCAUUUGGAGCAGUUUUCUGGCACAUUUGAAAUCCUCUCAAGAUUUUCCAGGACCUUGGAAGUGGCACGAUCAUUGUCGAUGCGCUGUGUCUUCCAAACUACUGAGCUCAUAGUAUGUUCCACCAAAGGAGUGAUGACCGUAGUGAAAGAUGUAACACUGGUUAUACCGGAAGCAGAACCCAGCAGGACCUCUCUUGCAAAUCGCACGUGCAGGCCCCAAGAGACUGAUGACACCAGGGUUCUCUUUAACUUUGGUCUUGACACCUGUGGAACCAGAGUCAUGGUUGACUACCCACAUGUAGCCUAUGAAAACGAGAUCCUUAUUGAGCAGGUGUCUGACUCCGAGGCACCAGUAAAAACCAGUCCCUUAGUUGUGACGGUGCGAUGUGUGUAUCCCCUGAGUGGGCUACACAAGCUGUUUGCCUAUCGGAGGUUUGAAGCAGACUCCCCUGGAGUUGGCACCAUGAUGGUGACUGAAGUUCCAGAGAAAAGUCCACCUACGUUGUCUCUGCCCACCACUGUCAAGCCUACAAUUAGUGCUACCCGCUCUCUGUCCACUUCUCACAAACGCCCCAGAAGACCACUCUUCAGUAAGAUUGAUCGCUAUGUCAACAACCCCCAUACAAGAUUAACACCUUGGAGGAAUCUGCCUGCCAUCCAACCUACAGCUGAAUAUGUCAGACUUUUCAGCUGGCAAAUGAACAAUUCAAAGGAACCAACUACACCCAGACUGUAGUUGAUCUAGAAAAUAGUAUAAGAUGUUCUUCUCAGAUGUUCCACUUCUAUUGUAUUACCAGAGUCUCCACAAUAAUUAAUGAAGCCACUGAAUUGCGUAAAUGCUGUUAGGCUAUUUUAAAUGUCUGUUAAUAAAAGUCUUACCCAUCACAGCAAGGUA
Molecule: messenger RNA, 2723 nt
Organism: Esox lucius (northern pike)
Lineage: Eukaryota; Metazoa; Chordata; Actinopteri; Esociformes; Esocidae
Exons: 18
Coding region: 129-2564 (811 amino acids)
Source: RefSeq, a predicted model, not a curated record